AUGGACGCUUUCGCUAUUCAAAGACAGCUCACAGGGAUUGAACCAUUGAAUGGUUCGAACUAUACUACUUGGAGGACAAGUGUUGAUAUUAUGUUGGGUUUCUUGGACUAUGAGUUUGUACUUUAUGAGGAGAAACCCGCUGCAAUCACUGAAGAGUCUUCUGAAGCAGUAAAGUUGUUGUAUGCUAAGUGGACUAAAGCUAAUACCAUAGCCAUUAGGUUGAUCCGUGCUUCUAUUGGUGAGACUAUUCGUGGUGAUAUUCCUGUAUUUAAUACUGCCAAGGCGCUUCAGUAUUAUUAUUUGACACAAUUUAUGUCAACCAGUUAUGAUGGCAGUGGUUCAGUGAGGGAGCAUAUCUAUAAGAUAUGCAAGCUGGUUAAUGGUCUCAGGGAGUAG
This is a messenger RNA of Cornus florida, 396 nucleotides long. RefSeq lists its product as uncharacterized. The coding region runs from base 1 to 396 and encodes 131 amino acids. Lineage: Eukaryota; Viridiplantae; Streptophyta; Magnoliopsida; Cornales; Cornaceae. The record is from RefSeq and is a predicted model, not a curated record. The transcript has a single exon.